Molecule: messenger RNA, 349 nt
Organism: Capsella rubella
Lineage: Eukaryota; Viridiplantae; Streptophyta; Magnoliopsida; Brassicales; Brassicaceae
Product: putative defensin-like protein 283
Exons: 2
Coding region: 56-298 (80 amino acids)
Source: RefSeq, a predicted model, not a curated record
AAAAACACAUUCCAGUUAUAAUCACAAGAAAAUAAGAACACAACAAACAGUACACAUGACAAAGAUCAGUUUCUACGUAGCUAUGACUGCUGCGACAAUCUACAUCAUGUUGUCAUAUGGGCUACUUGUCACGGCGGCUCGUGAGAAUCUCCCACCAACACUGCCACCGUCAACGGAUAUGAAUGAGUCAAGGGAAAAAGUCGGGCCACUAUGCCUGUCGGACGGUGAUUGCAAACACUUUUGUCGUCCGAAAAAAGGUGUUUGCAACAUAGAUUUCGAAACCUGUGUGUGUUCCUAAUGAUCUAUCAAACCUGAAUAAACUAAAAGUAUUUUAAUAAAAAAAUAAAAA